GCUCGGAGUGCGCAACCUCGGAGGCGACCUCGUACCUUCGUCGCGUACGGGGCAUCAGCGUCUCGCCACCGUCAGCUACCAGACGAGCGGAUAAUCCUCUCUUCUUCUUCCGGGGACGUUCUUGGAUCCUCGCGCGUUGCACGACGCCGUUUCGGGCCGACGAGCAACCGCGCCAUGCGGUGCCGGCCUCGCCGCACCAGGACACCGACACGGACGGGCCGCAGCGUCAGCAGGACGACGACGGGGCGAGAAUGCACGGCGGCACCGAGGCCGUCGUGCAUCGGGAGGAGACGCCGGCUAAGCUCCUGCUGCUGCGACGAUGGAGCGAUAUGCCGCGUCAUCUCCAAUUCAAUCCGCACAUCCACACCGGUUACAGGCCGCUCAUGACUAUCCGCCAAUGCCUCGGUAGCCUCUUCUACAUCCACAACGAGACCGUUAACAUCCUGACGCACGGAUUCGCUAUCCUUUACAUGUUACUGACGGUACCGCAUUUACUUCCAUGGAACACAAAAGGAACGCUCGUAGGAAUUCUGUCCUGGUGCCACUUGAUUGGCGCCGUUAGCCCGUGGGUCGGCUCCUUCCUGUACCAUCUCUUCAUGAACGUCAACUAUGACGAAGUCUUCUACAGAACACUGCUAAAAGUCGAUAUGAUCGGCAUAUGGCUAUGCCAGAGUUUCGGAGCUAUACCGAUGAUGGCAGCCGCGGUUCAUUGCCUCGCCGAUAACAUCUGGUAUUGCUGCAUUUUUAUUUACUGCACCCUCAGUCUUUGGGGACUUUUAAAGGCGAUGACUGCGGCAUCACCGUGGGAAAGACGUUUAUGUUUCGCUCCUCCCUUCCUAAUGAGGAUGUUAGUUAUGACAUUGAGAUGUUUCGGCAUCGGUGGCGGAUCACCCGAUGCUCUUAUUCAUAUAAUAUUACAGGAUCUCGUAGCUGUGAUAGGUGCAUCCAUCGGCGCUCUUCGCAUUCCAGAGAAGUGGAUUCCCGGCAGAUUGGAUAUAGUACUAAAUUCCCAUAAUGUGAUGCACGUAAUGGUCGUCUUGGCUGUAUGCUCUAUGCAUACCGCCACUUUGAAGGAUCUUGCCUGGAUAUCCGAUCCGUCUACGUGCAAUAGAGCAAGCUAUUCUCCUUCGGAUCGCGAAGAACUGUGAUUAAAAUGAGAAACGCGACGGUUUGCUGCAGUCUGUGAUAAACCGAGCCUAUAACAACUGGCAAUUAGUCGAGCGCUUCGACACUUGGAGACCAGAAAGUGUGCUUAAUUCUACAUAUAAUAUAAUAGAUAAAUCUAUAAGUAUUAAAGAGAAAUAUUAUAUAUAUAUAUAUUAUAUUAUAU
Formica exsecta is the source of this 1330-nucleotide messenger RNA. RefSeq names its product progestin and adipoQ receptor family member 4. Gene Ontology annotation, molecular function: signaling receptor activity. NCBI's taxonomy places the organism in Eukaryota, Metazoa, Arthropoda, Insecta, Hymenoptera, Formicidae. The record is from RefSeq and is a predicted model, not a curated record. The transcript is spliced from 5 exons. Gene Ontology annotation, cellular component: membrane. The coding region runs from base 252 to 1148 and encodes 298 amino acids.